Leptinotarsa decemlineata (Colorado potato beetle) is the source of this 5923-nucleotide messenger RNA. RefSeq names its product endoribonuclease Dcr-1. NCBI's taxonomy places the organism in Eukaryota, Metazoa, Arthropoda, Insecta, Coleoptera, Chrysomelidae. The record is from RefSeq and is a predicted model, not a curated record.
UUUUAACAUAACCAUAAUCAUAAUGGUUGAAAGUAUAAAUUAAGAAGUAGAAUAGGUUAGCCCACUGAAGAGAGGGCUAAAUUUGUGUACAAAAUAUAUACAUGGAAUAAUAUUUAUAUAAUAAGAAACUAACAUAAUAGGCAAUUGUUUGUAGCAGAGAAAAACAAGAAGUAUUAUAGUUCAACAAAAAAAGCGCAAAAAUUUUGUAAAUAAGAUCCAAAUGGCUAACUAUUUGAAUGAAAAUGUGUAUACUCAUACCUUUACGCCCAAGGAGUAUCAAGUAGAACUGCUGGACUCGGCGAUAAAUGAAAAUACCAUUGUAUGUUCUAGUACAAGUUCCUCAAAAGCCUUUAUCGUUGUGAAAUUAUUGCAGGAAUUAUCCUGGCAAAUGAGAAACAAUUAUGGCUUGAAAGCUAUAUUCAUCUUAGAUUUACAAAAUGUACCUAUAAUGACUUCACAUGUAAAAUAUUUGACUGAUUUAAAGUGUAUAAGUAUUACCCAACACAUAGCUGAAAUCGAACAUAUCAAGGAGAAUGUGGAAAACCAUCAAGUUAUAAUAACUACUGCAGAAAUAUGUCUAGAAAUGGUGCGUUUCCCUGUGAUAAAUGAUUUCAGUGGCUUUAAUUUACUUGUGAUUGAUGACUGUCUUUAUGGCCCUCGCCAAACACUUAUAAGACAAAUAAUGAAUGUAUGCUAUAACAUGUUUGUAAAUGAAAGACCACGUGUUCUAGGAUUAACUUCAGGAUUGCUUAGCUCUGAAUUACAACCAGAUAGACUAGAGGCGGAACUUAAGGGUUUAGAAAAACUACUCAAUUCACAGGUCGAUACUAACUCCGAAAUAGUUACUUUAAUUCGGUUAUCUUGUCGACCCCGUGAAACCCUUAUCGAAUGCUCUAGAUUAAUACAGUGCAGCUUAAAUGAUAAAAUCAAAGUGAUAGUUGAAAAUGCCAUAGAUUUUUUAUUAGAUCAUCGUUAUGACCUUAGUGAAAUUUAUGCCGAUGAGUUUGAGGAAGAAUACAAAGCAGUUCCUGACCCAAAAAAUGUACCUUUGGAGUUACUGAGAACUUUUUUGGAAAUACUUGAUGAUCUCGGCCCAUGGGGUGCUGAUAAAGCUGCUUUAUAUAUAUUAUCCAAAAUAGAGAAAUUGAAAGUUAAAGUUCCUUAUGAGAGGCAUUAUCUUCUUUUAUGUAUGACUUCAACAACAUUAAUAACUGUUAGAGCUAUCUGUGAUUUUGAAUUUGGAGAUGUUGAUGAUUCAGAUGUUAUGAUGAAAUAUUCUUCACCAAAAGUAUUGAAGUUUUUGGAGGUUUUGAAGCAGUUUAAACCUCCAGGAGAAAAACCACUUCCAAACGAAAAGGACAAACCAGAGCUUGAAGUUACCUCUCCCAUAAAAAUGAGAGGGAAAGGAAAAUGCCCAAGACGACCCCUCAUUUCCAGAGCUCAGACAGAUGAUACUCUCUGUGCUCUAGUUUUUGUGCAUAAUAGAUAUAAAGCUAAGGCUCUUUUUACUUUAUUGUGUUUGCUCUCUAAGACAGACGAGUUCUGGUGGGUAUCUACUUUGUUCUCUGUUGAAAAAGUUGCUGAUCCAUUGCGAGAGCCCCGAGAAGCAGAGCAUGAACACAAAAUUCAAGAAGAAGUUUUACGCAAAUUCAGAUGUCACGAAUGUAACGUCUUAAUCGCCACAUCGGUAUUGGAACAAGGCUGUGAUUUACCAAAAUGCAAUUUAGUUAUAAGAUUUGACUUACCCACGACAUUCCAUAGUUAUAUACAAAGUAAGGCGCGAGCUCGAGCAACAGACGCUCACUAUAUUUUAUUUGCAAAUGAAAUUGAGGUCACAACAAUUGUUGACAACUUAUCACAAUAUUACGAAGUCGAAAGAAUCUUACUGCAGCGCUGUUCCAGUCUGGAACCCAGCAAAGAAGAGGAGGCCAUUGCUGAUGCUUACUCGAAAUUCUGUGAUCCGUACAAGACGCUUCAGACGGAAGAUGCUGCAAGUGUAACUCUACAAAAUGCCAUCCCACUGUUGAAUAAAUAUGUUGCCAAACUACCCAGCGAUACUUUCACUAGGUUAACUCCCAUUUGGCAAGAAAAAAUUGAUUCUUCAGGGAAAUAUGUCUGUAGUAUACGACUGCCAAUCAAUUCUCCUAUAAAGCAGACUAUUCACAGUCCAGCAAUGCCUAAUGGCUUACUUGCAAGACGUGCAGCUGCUUUCAUGGUAUGUCAGUUUUUGCAUAAGACGGGAGAGUUGGAUGAUCACCUACAGCCAAUUAACAAAGAAAAUUUCAGAGCUACGGAAGAGGAUUGGGACAAUUUUGCUUUGGAUGAGCCAGAUGAUGAAAAUUCCGACGUCAGACCUGGUACUACAAAAAGAAGGCAGUAUUAUUACAAACGCGUAGCAGGCGCACUUUUGGACUGUCACCCUAUAUCUGGGGAACCAUGUUACUUUUAUGAAAUUAUAAUGACUCUUACAUGUCCCUUGCCUGAAGAACAGAAUACCAGAGGGCGAAAAAUUUAUCCUCCAGAAGAGUCUGCUCAAGGAUUCGGAAUAAUCACUUCAAAAGAAAUAUCUCAAAUCAGUGCAUUUCCUAUUUUCACUCGAUCUGGGGAGGUGAGUGUGGAUUUACAGCUUAUCUCCAAGAAUAUCGUAUUGAGUAGUGAGCAAAUAGUUAAAACAAGGGAAUUUGUGAAUUAUACCUUUACCAGUGUUCUGCGACUCCAAAAGUACCUGAUGCUCUUCAAUCCAGAGGCUUCUUCCAAUAACUAUUUGAUUGUACCAACGAUUAAAAAUUGCAAUGACAUUUUUGUUCACUGGGAGUUUGUUGAUUUGAUAUAUGAUAACGUCAAUACCACACCUUGUAUCAUUUCGGAUGAAGAUAGAAAAAAUUACGUUUUCAAUGCAGAAGAUUAUCGAGAUGCAGUUGUGAUGCCUUGGUAUCGAAAUCAGGACCAACCUCAGUAUUUCUACGUAGCCGAAAUAUGCACAAAUCUCAAUCCCACUUCUGAAUUCCCUGGCUCUGAGUACGCAACUUUCGAAGAGUAUUAUAAACGGAAGUACGAUAUUCAAAUCCAGAAUCUGUCGCAAAACUUAUUAGAUGUCGACCAUACCUCUGCCAGAUUGAAUUUUCUCACACCGAGAUAUGUAAACCGUAAAGGGGUUGCUUUGCCUACUAGUAGUGAAGAAACAAAACGAGCUAAACGAGAAAAUCUAGAACAGAAGCAGAUUCUAGUGCCUGAACUAUGCGAUAUUCAUCCUUUUCCCGCUUCUUUAUGGAGGAAAGCUGUGGCUCUGCCAUGUGUCCUCUACAGAAUCAAUGCUCUAUUACUUGCCGAUCAGAUAAGAAGGACAGUUGCCGAAGAUUUAAAUUUGGGCAAAGUGCAAUUACCGGAAGAUUUCAAAUGGCCCCCAUUGAAUUUUGGUUGGAGUUUAUCUGACGUUUUGAAUAAGUCUCGAGAAGAGGAAGCUAAAAAGCAGCUGGAAAAGCUGAAAAUCACAGAUGCUGAAGAGGAAGAAAAAGCCACAAAACCUGCUACACCUGAAGUAAAAUCAGCAGAAAAUAGUGGAGAUAAAUCAGAUAACGAUUCUGAAUUAGAAGAAAUUCAUACCGAUAAACCCAAAGGUGAGAACUGGGUGGAAAUUGGAACAUGGAGUAAUGAAAUGGCGUCAAACGUAGACGGUGAAAACUCCAGUGCUUUGAUUCGAUAUGCAUCUCCCACAAGUUGGAACAAUCUUGAAUAUCAGUACGAGUUUUCUGAUACAGACUCCGAAAUGUCAGCUGAAGAGAAUGGGUCAGAAUUUGGUGGCCUACGAAUUGAGUUCAUCAGUGAUCACCAAGCUGAGGCUGUUGACGACGAUGACGAUGAUGAAGAAGACAAAGAGUUCCAUCUAUUUGACGUCUCCAAUGUUUGGGAUAUGGAACAUAGCAGUGAAGUAACUGAUGUUUUGAAAAAACGGUUUACUGAAAAUUGUGCUGUAAAUAAAGAAUUAAUUGUAAAUUGUGGUGUACUGGUCAAGGAAGGGGAAAUAUUUCAGAAAAAUUGUAGUAGAAAUGAGGUCUUCAAAAUAGACUCUAAUAUUGAGUUGGAACAGAUUGAUUUCUCGACAUUGUCGGUGGAUGUAAAGGAGAUUUCCCCGGAGGCUAUAGAAAAUGAAUGCAAAUUUUACAAAAAUGAAUAUGACUUUCCUGAAGAACUGUCCUUUAGUUUCGAUAAACAACCCAGUCUAGAGGAUCAUCCAGGCCCAAGCCCAAAUGUGCUCCUUCAGGCCUUGACAAUGUCCAAUGCUAAUGAUGGUAUAAACCUGGAGCGUUUGGAAACUAUUGGAGAUUCUUUUCUCAAGUACGCCAUUACCAAUUACCUGUACUCGAAAUACGAGAAUGUUCACGAAGGAAAGCUCAGUCACCUUCGUUCAAAACAAGUAAGUAAUUUGAACUUGUAUCGUCUUGGAAAGCGUAAAUCUUUUGGUGAAUUCAUGAUUGCCACCAAGUUCGAUCCUCACGACAACUGGUUGCCUCCGUGUUUCUAUGUUCCGAAACAAUUAGAAGAGACUCUGAUUGACGUCCAGUUCCCUGCAAAUUGCUGGACUGUUGCUGAUAUGGCAGCUACUCGAAACAUGAGUUUAGAUGAAAUUUGCAAUAUGGUGCGUGAGCGAGCAGGAGGGGCUGCAUUGCCGCAUAUAAUUCCUUACAAUCUAGUCACUCAACAUAGCAUUCCAGAUAAGAGCAUAGCUGAUUGCGUGGAAGCUGUCAUUGGGGCAUAUUUGAUAGAGUGCGGACCCCGUGGAGCUCUACUCUUCAUGGCCUGGCUGGGGAUAAGAGUUCUACCCAGGAACAAACAUGGUGGUUACGGAGACUUGGAACAGCCCCGGUCACCUUUGCUGAGGCAUAUUCCCAAUGCAGAUGCAGAGUUGGAGAGGUUAUUGGAUGGUUACGAAAAAUUUGAACGUCAUAUUGGCUACCAGUUCAAAGAUCGUUCCUAUUUGCUGCAAUCCUUGACCCACGCUUCCUAUUUUCCAAAUCAACUCACUGACUGUUACCAAAGGCUGGAAUUUUUGGGAGACGCCGUUCUGGAUUACCUAAUCACCAGGCAUCUAUACGAAGAUCCAAGAAUGCAUUCCCCAGGUGCUCUGACCGACUUGAGAUCCGCGUUGGUCAAUAACACAAUAUUCGCUUCAUUGGCCGUACGAAACAAUUUCCAUAAAUACUUCCGACACUUGUCUCCUGGGUUGAAUGAAGUGGUGGAGAGAUUCAUAAGACUGCAAGAGGAGGGAGGUCACCCGCUCGUUGAAGAGUUAUACUUAGUUGUGGAAGCAGAGUGCGAGGAAGUGGAAGAUGUGGAAGUUCCCAAAGCUUUAGGUGAUAUUUUUGAAUCUGUAGCGGGCGCAAUAUUCCUGGACUCGGGGAUGUCUUUGGAUGCUGUGUGGAAAGUUUACCACAGGAUGAUGAAGGCUGAGAUAGAACAGUUCAGCAGUAGAGUUCCGAAAUCGCCUAUCAGAGAGUUACUGGAACUUGAACCCGAAACUGCCAAGUUUGGGAAACCUGAGAAGCUCGCAGAUGGUAGGAGAGUACGCGUCACCGUCGAAGUAUUUGGUAAAGGUUUGUUCAAAGGUAUUGGACGCAACUAUCGCAUCGCUAAGUGUACUGCAGCGAAAUGUGCACUUAAGCAUCUAAAACGUCGAGGACUAAUACAAAGAUUUGAUGACUGAUGUAAUAUAUUCUAAAGUGGCUAAAACCAAAGUUAUGUAGCUUUAAACAUUUUUUCGUACUGUUAUUUAAGUUGAUGUUUUAACUCACAAGUACUUUUAAGUUGAAAACGCAAUCUACAAAACAAAAAUUGUUUGUAACGUUUUAAAAAAUUUGUCAUUUUUAUAGAAAGCUAUUCUGGGUUUUUUAUGUGAAACCUGGUUUUCCAUACAUUUUUUAACCUA